AUGACGGUGACUAUUCCCGAACCCAAUGUCCCGGCGCAUCCGGUCAACAAGCCCGCGCUGAAUGGCGCGGCAUCCGCCUCUGCGUCGUCCUCAGACCGCGUCCAGCAGCUGCGCUCGCUCGUCAAGCUCAUCACGGAGGCCUCGGAGCGCGUCAUCUCUGGCUGGGAGGCCGAGGCUGCUGCGCAAACGGCGGACACUACUGCCCGUACCUUCCCGCCCCUCGACCUCUACGAGGCGCGCCAAGUCGUCGUCAGCGCCGGCGCCAUGCUCGUCGACCUUGUACAGGACCCCCAGAUUCGCAUCCUCGAGCUCGGCUCGCAGUACUAUGAGGCGCGCGCGCUGCACAUCGCCGUUGAGAAGAAUGUGGCGGACAUCCUCGCCACGGCGCCCCACGGCCUUCCGCUCGACGAUCUCGCGGCGCGGACCGGGGUGAAGGCGCACAAGCUUGGGAGGAUCCUGCGCGCGUUGUGCUCGAUACACGUGUUUGCGGAGGUGAAGCCCGGGGUGUUUGCGAAUAAUCACACAAGCCAAGCCCUCGUUGGGAACGAGGGGCUGCAGUCGAUGAUCCUCUCCAUGGGUGGCAUCCGGUACAAGACCUCUGCCAGCCUGCCGGCCGUCCUUUUUGACCCCGUCCGGGGACAGUCAGAGUCCAAUGUGGAGACGGCUUUCCAGGAGGAUAUGAAGACCGACCUGCCGUGGUGGGCAUGGUUGAAGAAGUACGGCGCGACGACGCGCCGCUCGCCUACCUCUAAGACGGAGCUGGAGAUUUACGGUCUUGCUAUGCUUGGAACUGGUCGCGCCCACGGCGCUGUCCACUUAGAAUACCCUUGGGAGUCCCUCGGAGAAGCUACGGUUGUCGACGUCGGCGGUGGAAUUGGCUCUAUGUGUCUCGACUCUGCAAAGCGCUUCCCUAAGCUCAAGUUCAUCGUCCAAGACUUGUUGCCCGUCGUUCAAUCAGCGCCUCCUGUCUGGAACAAGGAACUGCCCGGCGCUAUAGAAAGCGGCCGCGUGCAGUUCAUGGAGCACGACUUCUUCAACGAGCAGCCCGUCAAGGGCGCGGACAUCUACCACAUGCGCUACAUCCUUCAUGACUGGGACGACGAACGCGCCGUGCGCAUCCUCCAAGCGCUUCGCCCCGCCCUCCUCGCGAACCCGCGCUCGCGUCUCCUCAUCUGCGACCAGGUGAUGAACACUACGUACGGGUGCGAUCUAGUGGACUCGGCGCCGAAACCGCUGCCGGCGAACUACGGGUACGCGACGCGGUUUUCGCAUAUGCUGGACUUGAACAUGAUGACGAUGUUCAAUGGGCGGGAGCGAACGGCGGAGGAGUUGGCGGUUCUGGCGAAGAGGGCGGGUCUGGUGGUCGAGCGGAUCUUCAGGUGCCCGAGCUUGGUGUGGCUGACGCAGCUGAAAGUAGAUGAGAACUGGGCAGGAGAGCAGGCGUAG
This is a messenger RNA of Schizophyllum commune H4-8, 1446 nucleotides long. RefSeq names its product S-adenosyl-L-methionine-dependent methyltransferase. Gene Ontology annotation, molecular function: O-methyltransferase activity. The coding region runs from base 1 to 1446 and encodes 481 amino acids. Lineage: Eukaryota; Fungi; Basidiomycota; Agaricomycetes; Agaricales; Schizophyllaceae. The record is from RefSeq and is a predicted model, not a curated record. The transcript has 5 exons.